Molecule: messenger RNA, 759 nt
Organism: Eublepharis macularius
Lineage: Eukaryota; Metazoa; Chordata; Lepidosauria; Squamata; Eublepharidae
Product: killer cell lectin-like receptor subfamily B member 1B allele A
Exons: 6
Coding region: 1-759 (252 amino acids)
Source: RefSeq, a predicted model, not a curated record
AUGGAAGAUGAAGAAAACAGCAUGGCUCUUAAUUUCCAGUCAAUAAGAGGUCAGAAGAGACACGACUCCAGGCCACCAGUGCAAGACAUGCUGCUGAAACAACCCCGCAGGUAUCGGACCACUGCAAGAAUUGGAUGUGCUGUGAUGCUCCUUUUAAUUGGAGCUAUGAUAGUACAGCGUAUUUGGGCUUUUCAGAUGAGGCAACCAAUGAAUACCACAGAGAAAGACAGUGUCUCCAAGGAAACUGCCAUCAAUGGUACAGAAAAUAAGUCUGACCUGGAAAAAUCUGCAUCUUGGUUUCAGCGUUUUUUCUGUCAGCCACUCAACAUAAGACUCAAAGUUAACUCUACACACAAACUCUGCCCUCAGGACUGGUUCUUUUAUGAGGACAAAUGCUACUGGAUCUCUAAAGAAAAAGGAAGCUGGAAGAAGAGUAAGGAAGACUGCACAGCUAGAUCAUCUCAGAUGCUGGUGAUGCAGAAACAGAAAGACAUGGUGAAUAUUGGCCAAGCUUCUUUUAUCCAAUGUGUUAAUGAAGAGAUGCAGUUGCUCUGGAUUGGACUACAAGCCAUGCUCCCUGAACAAAAAUGGACCUGGGUGAAUGGGUCCCCUUUAGAUGACAAACAAUCACAAGAACUGGGCCCUGUUGAAACAAACAGCUGUGGUAUGCUGAAUGGAACUGAAAUUAUUUCUGAAGCCUGCAGUACUGUAGCCACAUGGGUCUGUGAAACAGAUACACUCAAUAAAGACAAUAUUUAA